Messenger RNA from Aspergillus welwitschiae, 546 nucleotides. RefSeq lists its product as uncharacterized. The coding region runs from base 1 to 546 and encodes 181 amino acids. NCBI's taxonomy places the organism in Eukaryota, Fungi, Ascomycota, Eurotiomycetes, Eurotiales, Aspergillaceae. The record is from RefSeq and is a predicted model, not a curated record. The transcript has a single exon.
AUGCCCCCCCAAAUAGCCUUCAUAUCCGGCCCCAUCGACACCGGCCCCAACGAAUCCUACUUCCACACACACUACCCCCCGCUCCUCACCGCCGCCAUCACUCGCAAUGACUCCUUCGUCCUCGGCCCACUCCCCUACGGCGUCGACUCUGAUGCCCUCUCCUACCUCCUCCAGUACCCAGUCUCUCCCGCCCGCAUCACCAUCUUCGUGACCUCGCGCGAGGACAGCCUCUGGGGAAUGCAGUUUCGCGCGCUCGGGGUCAAUGUGCAUGUUGUCGAGGGGGAUAGUACCCACGAUCGGGACGCCGCUAUGACUGCUGCCAGCACGUAUGAUAUCCUGAGGAUCAGGACGGAGGAGGAGGCGAAGCAGAUGUAUGGGAGGUUGUGGAGGGAGGGGUACGUGACGAAUACGGAGAGGAACUGGAGGAGGAGGAGGGGAGUGGGGGAGGAUGAGAGGGUGGAAGCGGAGGUGGUUAACGGAGUGUUGGGGGUGAAUGGGGGGAAGAAGAAGAAGAAGAGGUUUUUGGGGAAGGUUUUGGGGAGGUGA